Prosopis cineraria is the source of this 2056-nucleotide messenger RNA. RefSeq lists its product as uncharacterized. The coding region runs from base 202 to 570 and encodes 122 amino acids. The transcript is spliced from 3 exons. The record is from RefSeq and is a predicted model, not a curated record. Lineage: Eukaryota; Viridiplantae; Streptophyta; Magnoliopsida; Fabales; Fabaceae.
AAAUCAAUUCUUGAGCACCAAAAGAAGGUAGGGAGGGGGAAUCCGCAAGCUAGCGCAGACGCUUUUACAUGUUCGGUGGCUUCCACUCCAAUCUGAGAGGCGCGUGCUUCAACGCCGACAAUAGGUUUUGAUUUCUCGUUGAUUCGGACGAUCGGUUAUUAGACGGGCAAACCCGUGAUUGUUCUUUUACUUGUUAUCUCUAUGAGACAGAAGAGAGGCUCUUCGUCUUCAACCUCUCCAUGUGCCCCACUUCGAGAUGCAUACCACAAUUGCUUCAACAGGUGGUACGCCGAGAAAUUCAUGAAGGGUCAGUGGGAUAAAGAAGAAUGUCUUUCCGAGUGGGAAAAGUACAGAGCUUGCCUUUCUCAAAAUUUGGAAGAUAAACAUCUGAGUCGCUUCUUAGAAGCUGAGGGCGUUGUCAGUUCUAAGUUUAUGACGAUUCAGGGAAAGAUGCUGCUUCUGGUGCAUCACAAUAACAUAUCUUUUGACUUAAAUAGAAAUUAUCCGGACGAAGGUAACUUGCAGGAUCAUUAUACUCGUUUCCCCCCCUCCAAUUUUGUCGACGUUUAAUGAUGCCCAUCCGGAAGCCAUGCAUUUAUUAGAAAGUGCAAACAAGGAAGGAUCGUCACUCUGUUAAAUGUUUAUUUAUUUAUGCUUCAAUCUUACUUAAUGAAGAGUCUAUAAGAUAUUAGGGCUAGGCUUUUGAAGUAUCAUGGCUUGUUGGCAGCGCUGACAUCCUUUAUAAAAAAUUCAGAAAUUUUGCCCGAGUUUAUUGGUUGCUGCUGAAACCUUGUUUUUGACACUAAAUUGUGUCAAAUUAUAGCCAUUCAAGCUGAACUCUUCAUAUAUAAAUUGGAGAAAUCCUUGCUGUAAUAAAAAUAGGUUUACGAAUAGAGCCUAUUAAAAGAAGAAGAAGAAAGAAGAAAAGCAUCAACUCUUCAGAAGGAAUGUUGAGAAGCUGCUGACUUAGUUUCUCUUGUUUGUAUCCUCUGUUUUGAGGAAUGAAUCAUCUCUUUAACCCAAAAAAAAAAAUAGAAGGAAGUGAAGUGUCAAGUUUAGCUGCGGUAUGAUUUUAGGUUCUGUAAAACCAGGCUUCUUGUCGUUGUUUCGUUCCUGCAAGGUAUGUGACAGAGUUGGAUGUCAAUGUUACGGUGUUAAGCUCUAGGCAGGUAUGACUAUGCUGCAGCCUGCAGAUGGCACCUACAUUUCUCCUACAUGAUUUACUGGCCGUAGUCAAGCCCCACCCCAACCCAAAACAAAAGAAAGAAGGAAAGAAAAUGGUUGGCAUUCUUAAUUGUUUGCAACAUGACCUCAAGUUCAGCCCCAUGAACAUUCUGUGUCUUGAAUACCAGAAAAGUAAUCACUAAAUCCCCCCCCUUUAUAUAUGGUCAUGGCAUGGUUUUAAUUGUCUUAAUCUCCCUGGAGUAUGACCAGUUUAUACAUGUAAAACCUGACUCAAGCAUCUAAAGAUAGUCAAGAUGUUCCUUUUAUCUAGUCAUACAAAUUUAAACAAACUGGAACCCUUUGUUUUUGUUGUUGGCAACAUGUUCCAUGUUGUAUUUCUUGGAAUUUUGUCUUCAAAAUGCUGUGUGGAUUCAAGGCUGAAAGGUGCUAUUAAGGCAUUGGACCUCUAGUUUGCAUUAAGCGAUUGGCACCUCACCUCACCUGAGGCGUUAGCCUUUGACUACACUAAAUGGAUUAUUAUUCAACCGAGGGAGGAAAACCAUGCGUUCCUAAUCAGCAUUUUAAUAAGCGUCUAAACAAAGCGGUAGAUUUCAGAGGUAGGUCCUAAUUUUGAAUUUGUGAUUUUCAUGCAGGUAAGCCGAUGAUUGGAGGUGGGACAAGUGUUAAUGAUGUAUUUUAGAGUCCUGCUACCUUUGUAUUAGGUAUUUGUUUUGAAUGCUGUAGUUCCAGGAGAUUUGGUCUUUGAUGAAUUUAAUCCAUGGUCUACUGAAGAGGAAAAGGAAAUGAUGGUGGAUUCACGAGGAAGUUGUAUGAAAGUUUCGAUUGUGGUUAGGCGAAAAAAGGAAAAAAGCAAAAGUCUGUUUCGGAGAUU